Spodoptera exigua (beet armyworm) is the source of this 585-nucleotide messenger RNA. The record is from the annotation of a GenBank genome assembly. NCBI's taxonomy places the organism in Eukaryota, Metazoa, Arthropoda, Insecta, Lepidoptera, Noctuidae.
AUGCAAAACGAAGGUUCUAGUGAGGGAGAGAAUACGGUUCGGAAAGCGCUGCGGACUCCGAAGUGCGCAAGAUGUCGUAACCAUGGUGUCAUCUCGUGCUUGAAGGGGCACAAGAGAUUGUGUCGUUGGCGGGACUGUCGGUGUCCUGGCUGUCUGCUGGUGCUGGAACGUCAACGUGUCAUGGCUGCUCAGGUGGCACUUCGCAGACAACAGGGUGCUGGCAGUUCAGACGCUCGCGAUGGAGAAGCUGCAGCUCUAGCCGCCCGCAAGAGAGCUUACCGCGCCCGACUGCGGUGCAUGCAGAUGUCCAGGACAUUCCCAGUGCAACCAUCCAUCUACGGUGAUCGGCCAUAUUCAAAUGAUCCAGCUUGGAAUGAGCGUGUCCGACGGCGCAGAGCUUUCGCGGACGUGGAAUUAGAUCGUGGAGCUGCGCCCUUGCCACCGCCACCUCCGGGCCCACCCGCCGCUCUACUCUGCAGGAACCUACUCGCAGCUUUACUCACCACCUACGCUCCAUUACCUAACAGUCAACCUCAAAGACAAAAACUAUCUUUUUCCAUAGAGUCUAUAAUAGGUGUACAAUAA